UUUAAAUCGGCGAGGUGUCCACGAUGAGCGCCGGCGACGGCGAUCCCGAGUGGCGGUCGAAUCGAGAAAACGAGCCUGUUGAAGACGAGGCAGCCGUCCCUUCGACCAGUGGCGACGGUUCCUCUGAACCUGUGGGGUUCAAUACAGCGGCUCUUGCCGAAAAUUCUGCUGAAAUAAAGGCCUCUGAUAAUGUGAAUGAAUCUGCGGUUUUGAAGUUCGAAGACGAAGAAGCUAGUUUGGAUGAUGCUAGUGGGGGAGCUCUGGAGAAUCAAGGUACUCAUUCUGUUUCGAGGCAAAAUGGUAAUAGCGAGGAGAAUACUGAUAUGCGGAAUGGUGAGCAUACGAGCAAGAAAGCAGAAGGUGCGUCGGGGGAUUACAAUUCAAUAUUGUCGGAGUUUGAUCACUUUGCUGCUAAAGGUUCGACUGAAGCUGUUGGAUUUGGAUAUGAAAUUGGGGAUAUGGUGUGGGGUAAGGUGAAAUCGCAUCCAUGGUGGCCUGGUCAUAUUUACGACGAGGCGUUGGCUUCUCAUUCUGUUCAGAGAAGCAAGCGCGAGGGCCAUGUGUUGGUAGCUUUUUACGGUGACAGUAGCUACGGAUGGUUUGACUCAGCAGAGUUGGUUCCUUUUGAAGAGAACUUUGCCGAUAAGUCUCGGCAAACUUCUUCUCGGGCUUUUGUAAAGGCAGUGGAAGAGGCUGUGGAUGAUUUGUCAAGAAGAAGGGGUUUGGGUUUGGCCUGCUGCUGUAGAAAUGAGUUCAACUUCGGGCCUUCAAUCAAGGAGGGUUACUUUGUUGUAGAUGUAGGAGAUUAUGAACCUGGUGUGUUUUCUUCUCGUCAGAUAAAUAAGGCAAGAGAUGAUUUUCGGCCAAAAACCAUGCUUUCUUAUGUUCGGCAACUGGCCUUGACACCUAUGACUGAUCAGCAUAGGGCAAUUGAUUUUAUAAAGAACAAGGCCACAGUUUUGGCAUGCAGGAAGGCACUUUUUGAGGAGUUUGAUGAAACAUAUGCACAAGCCUUUGGAAGUGUACCAGUGCGCCCUCCCCGGCCCACUGAACCAAUAGCUGUGGAUCCAUCUAAAGCUCCUUUGAGCGGCCGACAGGUGUUUGCUGAAACACUCAGCAAGGGUAAACACCCCAUAAAACCAACUAAAACAAAGGACCAACUGGAGAAGGACAAAUAUCUAUUUGUUCGACGGGAUGCGCCAGCUCACCCAACCACCAAGAAAACGAGUUCCGUCCAAUCAGGCGCCUCCCCACAUCUUCUCCCGGCUGAUGGUAUCGAAUCAUCUGAGCUGCCUACUUUGUCUGGCACAGAAAGCCACACGUACCAAGAUUCAGGUGACCGAGCAUCAGUAAGAGAAGGUGUCAAAUCAAUUGGAGGACCCAAGAAAUCAGUUGAAGGUGGACAGCCGAAUGUCAAGGUACUCAAGCGCAAGGAAUCGAGUGCCGAAAACGUAAAUGAGAAGAAAAAGAAGAAGAAGAAGAAAAGAAAUGCCGAAGCAGCCAGCACCGAGCUCAAUGCAAUGCCAGCCAACGAGAAGAUUAAGAAAAUGAAAGAAAUACGACACGAAGAAAGCUCCAAUGUUGUGCAGAUACCUCUUGCUAACAGUGACAGUGGAGGAGUAGUGGAAAAAGUGGAAAAAGUUUCUUCAGAUGCAGUGGACCCACAGAAAUCGGCCAUCGACCUUCCGUUUCUAGUGCGUGACCUUCGUACUCUUGCCCUCAAUCCCAUUCAUGGAUUGGAGAAAGGUUGCUGCUCGUCAUCCACCCUGUCGGCCUUCCUGAAAUUCCGAUCUCUCGUGUAUCGUAAGAGCUUGGUUGUUUCACAGCCACGAACUGAAAACGAGAAAAUCGAAGCUCAAGCUCACUUAACCGCUCAUCAACCUGCUUUGCGUCGUUCUAUUGAUAAAACCAGUGACAACAACAAGCCCACGAGACCUCCUUCGAGGCCUAUUGAUGACCCCACAAAAGGUGGCAAGAAGCGGGACCCAUCCGACCGCCCGGCGACCACAAAGAAACAAAUUCUCGCGAAAAGGACGAAAAUCGCCAACUCGGAAGAUAUCGACAAGAAGAUCAAGAAGAGAAUAAUAGCAACAGACGACUCGAAAUCGGUCCCCCUAAGGCCCAUUACUACUACCCCAAUCGCUAGAAAUUUUCCACCGAAAAAAGUGGAGUCGAGGAAAAGCCCGACCAUGCUCGUCAUGAAGUUCCCGCCUGGUUCGGCCCUUCCGUCGGGCCCACAGCUUCGGGCCAAGUUCGCCCGUUUCGGGCCGCUUGAUCUCGACGCGACUCGUAUCUUCUGGAAAACCUACACGUGCCGUCUGGUCUACCGACGCCGGGCGGACGCUGAGGAAGCUCUCGACUUUGCCAUGGCGAGUGAAAAUUUGUUCGGUAGCACAAACGUGAGGUGCCACGUGAAGGAAGUUGGAGUCGAGCUGCCAGUGGAGCCUGAACUGCCGCCCGUCAGGGCCAAGAUUCCGGCCACCGUGGCUGAGCCGCCGCCGCCACCGUCUAUGCAGCAGCCCAAGUCAAUCUUGAAGAAAGCUUCCGGUGACGAGGGUAAUACUGGUAAUGGUAGAGGUACACGUGUAAAGUUUGUGUUGGGCAGUAAUAGUAUUGCUAAUGCUAAUGCUAGUGCUAACAAGGCUCAGGAACAGCUUUCCAGUUUUGCUGUGGGGUCCUCGUCUAAUAAAAAUAUUUCACUUUCGUCCAUGGAUAUUAGUACUACUAGUAGUGCUGCUAAGAAUUUGCCCAAGGUUUUUUCGAAUGUUACUACUCGUCAGUUUGAAAAACUCCCGAUGAAUUUGCCGAGUUCGGAGCCAAAUAGAGACAUUUCACAACAGCUUCUUGAUUUAAUGGCUAGGUGUAGUGAUGUGGUGAGUCACGUGUCGGGGGUCUUGGGAUAUAUGCCGUACCAUGCUCUUUAG
Messenger RNA from Striga asiatica, 2924 nucleotides. The record is from the annotation of a GenBank genome assembly. NCBI's taxonomy places the organism in Eukaryota, Viridiplantae, Streptophyta, Magnoliopsida, Lamiales, Orobanchaceae.